AUGUAUUCAGCGAUAACCACAAGCACAACAUAUCACUUAGCUUGGAAAGAAUUAUUGCAUACAGAAAUAAAGUAUAUCAAUUUGUUACAAGAUGUUUAUGAUGUUACAAUGAAAAAAGAGAGUGACUAUCAAAAAUCAGUCAGUGUUACACAGAUUUCAUUAACUCAGUUAAAACAGAAAUUACUUGGAAAUUGGUCUGAAUUACUUUUGUUUCAUAAAAUACACGUCCUACCCACAUUGAAAGUGUGUAAUGGAAAUGCCAAGAUGAUUAAAUAUUGGGCUUCUAUGAUGGCGCCUUGCUUCAUAGAUCUAUACACUGUGUAUUGUUUUUUUCAUGAAAAAACAGAACGACUUUGUGGUUACUUCGAAAAUGUUUCAAGUAAAAGUGUAGCUUUGGAAAAACCAAAUGUAAUAAAUGAUACGGUUGGAAACUACAACAUUUCUACCGGACUAUUUAAAUCUCAUCUAACCUCACCCAUACGACGCAUUCAAUCUUAUCAUGUAUUAUUGAAUAAGCUUCAGAAAGAAGCAAAUUUGUCUGAUAUUCAAUACCUGGACGAUGCUCGACAAACAUUCAAUAAAAUAUGCGACACAGUAAAUGUAACAAUGAAGCUGCGUGGUCUAACGGUAGCACCAUCAAAGUUAGGACAUAUUUUAUUAGAAGCUGAUUUCACUGUUAACCGAACCAUCAAACCUAUUAAGUCAAGACGACAUUUUCAUGUAAUCUUAUUUACUGAAAUGUUACUAUUGACAAAAUACUGUGUUUCGUUUAAAGAAUCGAUUUCGAAUAAUAAAGGCAUUGAAAGUCAAUUUCCGAAUUUAGAUGAUUAUAUGGCCUUCUUUGAUUUUUCACAUAAUACCAAUCUUAGUUGUAAUAAGUCAUAUGAAGUGGAAGAAGAAUUGUGCCUAAAUAAAAUCGGAUUAUUUUCAAAUUCACAUGACCGAUGUUUCUCUUUAUUUACUGAGAAUUAUGGAACCACGUACACAUUUAAAUCAAAUGAUAAUGGAGUUAAACAGUUAUGGACCAGUACAAUCAAUAAACUACUUAUAAAUCAGUUGCAUAAUUUACGAAUCAACACGAAUCCACAAUUACGAACAAUGACUAGACUACCAAUUUCAAGCAGUCACUUCCCUCGGUUGAAUUCGAAUUUGACAAUAAAUCCCAAAACAAAACAAUUAAAAGAGAAAUGA
This is a messenger RNA of Schistosoma turkestanicum, 1191 nucleotides long. Lineage: Eukaryota; Metazoa; Platyhelminthes; Trematoda; Strigeidida; Schistosomatidae. The record is from the annotation of a GenBank genome assembly.